GCAUUCAAGGCGUGUUUUUAUUUUAUAAGGUUGAGAUUCCUCCUAAGUCAAUUCGGUGCGAGAAAAUCGGUAAAAAAAUAAUGGGGAUUUGGUACAUACCCUGGGGGGUAGCCGGUUACCGAGACUCAAGCGGUACGAGGGGUCAGAGGGACCUUCUUGAAGAGAAAAGGGGGUAAAAAAGGGAAGCAAGGUCUGCCUACCCCUCUGAGCGUUUCGCCGCUUGGGGCUUGUGGUUAGCCAUUUAUAAUUAACAAGAAGUCGACCAACGCCGGGUCUCCAUGGCUUCUAGCGAUCAAAAUUGAUCAAUGUCUGUUUCGCGCUACAAGCAGACUGUCCGCGUUCCGGAUCGGGACGCGUUGCAGUUACCCACACCUUCCUUCUCGUUGCCACCAUCGCCCGGAAAUCUUCCGGGGAGAAGUCCGAACGAUACCGUAUCCUCUUCGCCGGAAAUAAAAUUUAAUUUCGUCGACGAGGCGAUGGACGCCGACGCGAUCCGCUUGGAAAAUGAAACCAAGGACACUCACAGCCGGAGACCGAGUCGAACCGAGGGGGCUUCUCAGGUUAUCCCGGAAUUUAGCCCCAGCAGAUCGCAACUGAGCGAUUUGGUGCAUUCGGUCGGAUCGACGGAGACGUCGCUGGUAUCGUCGGCAACGCACACGCCUAAUCGCGAGGGGAGUCCUGCGGGAAGGAGCGUGGAAAAACGUCCUGGAACGCCGUACGACGUGACAAAGCCCGUCCUCCAGAGGACGAGCGACGCCCUCUUCGAGCUGGCCAGAAAUGGCCUUCAACAAUACAAUCCGACGAGCGGUGAAUCGCCGCCGGGAUCCGGAAGCCCCAGGAUAUCCAGGCGGUACUCGAGGGCGAGCGUUCAUCCCUGCGUCGUCGGAAGCAAGUCCUUAACGGCACGCGACUUAUUCGCAUUUUUAGGACCAAAAUUAACACCCGCACCGCCGGACGCAAGCCCGUCAUUACCUGGCACGCCUGCCCCUCAGGACUCGGACAGCGAACAGAUGAGCAAAGAAGCGUUAUCCCGAAAAAAUGUCGGAUUCGAAACAGCGGUGGGGCCGGAAACUGACCCUGAGACGUUAUUUUUUCGUGACGGUCGUCGAAGAAUAGACAUGGUGUUGGUCUACCGGGAAGAAAACGAGGGUGUGAUGACGGAGACCGAAGCCAGAAGGAUAGAGCAGCGGAAAGUCUUCGAGCAGAAUCUCCUCAAGGAAGGCUUACAGCUGGAGCUGGAACACAAAAACACGUCGUUCGACGGCAAAACGAAUUUUUUGAAGCUCCACAUACCAUGGAAAGCAAAAAUGCAGUACGCCGAGGUGAUGAACCUGAAACUACCGACGAAAAGGUUCAUCACGAUAUCAGUAAAAGCCUGGGGCGGCGAAGGUGGUAAAGAGAAGCCAAAGUAUUGGGCAAAAUGGUCCCCGUGGAUAGAAUGGAUCCAGAGGCUCCAUUCCUGGGACACGAGCAGAAUCCCCGAGGAGCCGAGUUUUUACGCCAGUGCUGAUUCCGACGACCGGGAAGAAAGGUUCGUAGUUAAGGACAGAGACACGGCUUUCACCCCGGCCCAGAGGUCCUUGAUCGUCAUGCAAAUUUUGUUGAGGGCGCGGUACGAUGACAAUCACGAACGAGCUGGAAUCCGACGGCUUUUGGCGGACGGCACUUAUCUUGAAUGUUUCCCACUCCAUGAAGGGCCUUACGAUACUCCCGGGCCCAAUGGCGAACUCUUUGACAGACAUUUGUUGUACCUGGAAUGGGCUCGGCCUUCUAAGUGGUUCAAGAAGCAACCCUUAUGGUUGGUGAGGAGAUACUUUGGGGAUAAGGUAGCCCUGUACUUUGCCUGGUUAGGUUUUUACACGAAGGCGUUAUACCCUCCAGCUGUCGUUGGUUUGUUGUGCUUUUUCUACGGCCUCGGAAGCAUAGAAAGCGAAGAUAACAUACCUAGUAAAGAAAUCUGUGAUCCCACAUUGGCUGGAAAUAUAACACUUUGUCCUCUCUGCGACAAGGCAUGUAAAUAUCAAAAGCUGAAAGAUUCCUGCCUUUUUUCUAAACUGACAUACCUGUUCGAUAAUCCAGCAACCGUCUUCUUUGCAAUAUUUAUGUCUUUUUGGGCGACGACGUUUUUGGAGUUAUGGAAACGACGACAGGCAGUGAUAGUUUGGGAAUGGGACCUCCAAAACGUGGACGGUGACGAAGAGACCAGACCAGAGUUCGAGACCACGGUAAAAACGUAUCGCGUUAAUCCUGUGACCAGAGAAAGGGAGCCUUACCUUCCAGCAUGGUCGAGGGUUCUUCGGUUCACGGCAACCGGAUCCAUGGUAUUUUUUAUGAUUUGUGUUGUACUAGCUGCGGUUCUCGGUACAAUCAUCUACCGGAUAUCGUUAGUGUCCGUAUUUUACAACGGCGGCGGUGAAUUCUUAAAGAAACAUGCAAAAAUUUUCACUUCCACGACCGCCGCCCUCAUUAAUUUGUUCAUCAUAAUGAUCCUGACCCGGGUUUAUCACCGAUUAGCGAGGUGGCUAACGAAUAUGGAAAAUCCGAGAACUCAGACUGAAUACGAGGAUAGCUAUACUUUCAAGAUAUUUCUAUUUGAAUUUGUCAACUUUUACUCUUCGUUGAUAUACAUAGCUUUUUUUAAGGGUAGAUUCUUCAAGCAUCCAGGUGACCGGAGUGCAAGAUCCUCAGAAUUUUUCCGUAUUAAGACUGAUGUUUGUGACCCAGCCGGUUGUUUGUCAGAACUCUGUAUCCAGCUGGCGAUAAUAAUGAUUGGCAAGCAAUGCGUCAACAAUUUUCUGGAGAUUUUAUCUCCAAAGAUGUGGAAUUGGUGGCGAAAAAGAACUCAAAAGGCAGCGACGAAGGAUCGAAACAGACCUUAUACUCGCUGGGAGAAGGAUUACCAGCUUCAGGAUCCCGGUAAAAUGGCACUGUUUGACGAGUACCUUGAGAUGGUCAUACAAUACGGAUUCGUGACAUUGUUUGUCGCGGCGUUUCCGUUGGCUCCAUUAUUCGCUUUGUUGAAUAACAUUGCCGAAAUACGACUUGACGCCUACAAAAUGGUAAAGGAAGCUCGAAGGCCUCUUGCUGAGAGGGUGGAGGACAUUGGGGCCUGGUUCGGUAUUCUUCAGGGUGUAACGUACGCAGCUGUGGUAUCCAACGCGUUCGUGAUCGCUUACACUUCAGACUUUAUUCCCAGAAGCGUAUACGCCUUUGGAUACUCGGACUCGCACAACCUGACCGGGUACAUAGAUAGUUCAUUAUCGGAGUUCAAUACUUCUGAUUAUAGGGAGGACAUGGGAAGCGCUGACGAGGAUCCCGAUCCCCCUACAUGUCAGUACCGAGGUUACAGAAACGGUCCAGAUCACCCCGACGCUUACGAACUUAGUCCACAGUAUUGGCACGUUUUCGCAGCGAGACUCGCAUUCGUCGUGGUGUUCGAGCAUGUGGUGUUUGCACUGACGGGUAUAAUGAGCUAUGCAAUCCCAGCGGUGCCGAGGGCAAUUGCGACACAGAUCCAGCGAGAACGGUUGUUGGCGCAAGAAGCGAAGUACGAGAAAGGUAUCACGGGUCGGGAAGACGAAGACGAGCUUUUAACCGCUCUGCGGGAAGCUGGAAGUAUCGGUCGACCGCAAGGAGGUCGAGGAAGUUGGGCGAGGCGUUUUAGUAAAUUGAGUGAUGGCCUCGACGCCCACGUGGAGGUGGGUCCUCGGGCACACAGACAAAGUAAUUCGUCAACGGUGUGGGAAGUGAUGUAGGUCUUUUCAAUGCGUUCUCUCAUCUGAAAGUUACGAAAAAGUCAUGACGUUAUAAGUGUAUAGGUAACAGGUUGGAUAAUUAGCAGUACAAUACUUACCGCAAUAAAAAUGGGUCAACGUUUGACGUCAAACAGACUGCAAGAUCGCCUGUUUACUCAAGUCGAUUCAUAUACCUAACGAGUACAAAUCAUCGCUUUAAUCAAAAGAAAACAUAACUUUCUUUUUUCCACACUUAUCGGAUAAAAUAUUGCGAUUAUUUGUGUACAGAAACGUAGUAGUAAUAAUGAUAACUAAGUCUGCUAUACAUAUCUUUGUUUUUGUAAAUAGAAAACAGGCCACAAGAUGUCCGAAAACUCAAAACAUAUCCUUGACUCGUAAUACGAUUAUAUUAUUAAGGUAUAUGAUGUCUAAUGGAUAAAAUUUAUGAAAUAUCAGAGAAAUUAGUGUUAUAUAUAUGAAAUUUUUUUAAACUCUUAUUUCUAAUUUAUACAGAAUUUUGCAUUCUUAAAAGCAAGAUGGAACUUGGAAGAAAAUUUACACCAGUUUGGUACAUACCUAAAAUUUUACCGCUUCCAAGUUCCUGUGGAAAUCAAAUAUCAACUAGAGAGAAUAUUUAGGUUCUAAAUUUUUUAUUUUACAAUUCAAAUUUCACCCAGAGGCUAAUGUAUUUUGUCCAAUGAAAAUCUGGGAUUGUCUUGAAAUCACUGAUUCAAAUUUAUUUCUAAAUGUAAAAACAAAAUUAGAUACCAUGUCCAAGCAUCCUUAUCAUUCUUUAAAUGUUACGCUUAUUACGUCAAUCCAGUAAUUUGUUAAGACUUGAAAUCAUGCCUGUAUCAUAUAAUAUAUACAAUAUAACAUAAAAAGAAAUGAUUAAAUUCGUAUUAAAUGAAA
Messenger RNA from Diprion similis, 4646 nucleotides. Its product is annotated as anoctamin-4-like. Gene Ontology annotation, cellular component: plasma membrane. Gene Ontology annotation, biological process: chloride transmembrane transport. The record is from RefSeq and is a predicted model, not a curated record. Bases 306 to 3755 code for a protein of 1149 amino acids. The transcript is spliced from 14 exons. Lineage: Eukaryota; Metazoa; Arthropoda; Insecta; Hymenoptera; Diprionidae. Gene Ontology annotation, molecular function: chloride channel activity; protein dimerization activity.